AUGGCUUCCCACAAGAGACCAGCCGACGAGGCCGCAGACAUCGGCCUCCCGCCCAUCGGCCCUGUCGCAUCUACCGGCUACCUCGCCCCAACCCCAGGCGAGAGUUCGAGAGCACAGCACCAAGGCCUGAGCCCGUCGCCGUCGCAAGUAUCCCUCCAGCCCGCGACUCCCUCCGCGAGGAGCGAUGUUGGCCCUACCGAAUACUUCCCCCCAUUGCGCGACGCACCCUCCUUCCAACAGGGAUCGCGGCCUACCUCGUCCUCAGGCUUCCCGGGCUUCUCGGGCGUCUACGACGAGCCUCCCACGCCUGGCUCACGCCGACCGAGCAUUCGCAUUCGCCGACGUGGUUCGUCGACCAGCUCGAGACCUAACAGUAUCGCGGAACAAAACAACUUUCUCCGAUCGCUUGCCGACAGUGGGAAUCGGAGCACCAGCCAUAGAAACGAUGACUUUUCCGGGCGUCCACGUAGCAUAUCGCAGCCCGAGCGUACUCAUAUGGCCCCUGAGUCUUCGCACCUAGGCCGUGCCUCCAGGCGGGCGCCCCAGAUCUCGAUGCCCCGACUCACCGAGGAAGGGGCGCGGCCAACGAUGGAGGAGCUGGGCCUUCAUCAGGACGAGCCUCUAUCGCCGGUUCGCUCAUUACCAGAGCAGAAUUUGAGCCGGCAGAGGACGUCGCCAGAGAUGCCUUCCCAGGGCCCGAUGUUGAGACGCAUGCGUGCGGUCAGUCGCUUAUUCAAGCCUGGCAAGCGCCAGGAUGGGCAAGACACAUCGGACGUGGAAGCAGCCAACGCACCACCGCCCCCAUCGCGUCGCGGGAACCGUAAUAGUCGUGUCGAUGAUGAGUAUGAUGAAUUGUUGGUUGACUAUCUUGACACUAUUGACCCGGAGAUCCAGACCCUUUCCACCCUCACAAACGUCCAGAAUUCACUCUUCAUUCCCGAUCUUGGCAGCUGGGUCAACCGCCGGCCAACUUACAACCUAUCCCGAAAUGAUAUUGACCCACGACUGCCAAGACCUGUAACUGCCACGGAACCGCCUGGGAUACUUCCAGGGGAAAGGAUCGAGCCUACUGACAUGGCCGAAGACCAAGGGCCUCCUCAAUUGGACCGUUCAAACACCAUCUCAUCACGACUCACAGAUUCACAUUACGCCGCUCUCCCACACGGCGCCAGCUUAGAAGGAUGGACAGAGGACGAGAAGUGGGAACUAGAUGACCAUGUCCGCCAUAUGCUUCACUCACGGCGAUCGAGAUUCAAGCGUUCUAUGAAGGGCUUUGGCCAGUACGUGAGACGCCCGCUCGGGUUCUUGGUCACCCUGUACGCGACACUCAUCACCCUCUUUGGUUUGGCCUGGGUACUGUUCCUGAUCGGGUGGAUCUACGUUGGUGACAAGCAAUUGUAUGUCAUCCAUAUCAUUGACAGCGUACUUGUCGCACUUUUUGCCGUCAUGGGUGACGGACUGGCUCCAUUCAGAGCCAUUGAUACUUACCACAUGAUCUACAUUGUCCAUUACGCGCGCAUCGUCAAGAAAGCGCAGGCAAAAGGUCGACCUAAACCCAAACGCAAGUGGUGGUGGCAGAAGAGCGAGCCUAAGGAGCAGCCCCAGGAUGCAGCACCCGAUCCCACUACAGCCCAGCUUCCGGAGGUGACGAGCCCCGAGACUGUCGAUUCGCGAGACUCGGAUAGCAAGAGCGAGCAGGAUCCCCAUACCCGGAGAAACAACAUUGUCGACGUUGACGUCGAGGAUGCCAGGUCAGGGAUUGAGGUGUACGAAGAUACGCCGCUGACGUACGCUCAGCAGCAGAAGCUGUACCACCACCAGACGAAGCUGGCCAAGUCCCACAGCUUCUACAAGCCCAACGAGACGAACACGCACUACGCCUUCCCGAUCGACUACCUCAUCGCCAUCGUCAUUCUCCUCGACUGCCAUUCGUGCUUGCAGAUCUCUCUGGGCGCCUGUACUUGGGGCAUAGACUAUCACGUCAGGCCUAUUGCCCUCACCACGGUGAUCCUCUGUGUCAGCAUAACCUGCAACAUCACCGCGGGGCUCAUCAUCACCAUCGGAGACCGCAAGACGCGCAAGAAGGAGGUCUGGAAGCUCAUGAACCGCCAGGAGCUGACGGGAGACGCGAUGAAGCACAUUGAGCAGAAGAGGACGACCGGGCAGCUGUCCCCCGAAAAGAGCACGGGGUCGGACUCGGAUAAGGAGCCUUUGUCUCAGAAGGCGAAGCGGUUCGUCUCGCUCAUCGUCGAGGAGCCGGAGAAGGAGAAGGAGAUGGAGAAGGAGGCCGAGAAGCCGAAAGAAAACGGUGGUUCCAAGCAGCCCCGGCGGGUGGCGUAA
Clonostachys rhizophaga is the source of this 2340-nucleotide messenger RNA. The record is from the annotation of a GenBank genome assembly. Lineage: Eukaryota; Fungi; Ascomycota; Sordariomycetes; Hypocreales; Bionectriaceae.